This is a messenger RNA of Wasmannia auropunctata (little fire ant), 2960 nucleotides long. RefSeq names its product CLK4-associating serine/arginine rich protein. The record is from RefSeq and is a predicted model, not a curated record. Lineage: Eukaryota; Metazoa; Arthropoda; Insecta; Hymenoptera; Formicidae. The transcript is spliced from 14 exons. Bases 221 to 2488 code for a protein of 755 amino acids.
GCAGCAGAAGAGAACCUCUCUGUUGUUGAGUAAAGCGAUUUUCGCCAGUCCCGUGAGAAGUCGCUAACGCCGCUCUUCAGCAAGGCAACAUGUCCGUCUCGCGGGAGAGGAAAGCGUGUCAAUUAUUAGUGCUUCAAUUUUUUAGCGAUUACAGCUGGACGAAUGGCACCUACGCUGAACUAGCCGCGCGAAACUGAUCUACGGCGGAGAGGAAGAGAAAAUGAGUUUUUCCGUGAAGAAGACCGGCGGCAGAAUGUGGCACGAGGCACGCAAGCAGGAGAAGAAGAUCCGCGGCAUGCUGGUCGAUUAUCGUCGCAGAGCGGAACGUAGACGGGAUUACUAUGAAAAAAUUAAAUCCGAUCCUACUCAAUUCCUCCAAUUGCAUGGUAGACCAUGCAAGAUACACUUGGAUCCGGCGAUAGCUGCCGCUGGUGACAGUCCUGCGAACAUGAUGCCAUGGCAGGGCAACGAUGACAAUCUUAUAGAUCGUUUUGAUGUACGAGCGCAUCUGGAUUGGAUACCAGAGCCAGUAGAUACUAUUGAUGUUGAUAUUGCUCUGACAAGCGAAGACAGACAUAUCAACUAUGAGCGCUAUCGUAUAAUCGUGCAAAAUGAAUUUCUGAAUGUGACUGAAGAGAAGUUUCUUCAUCAAAUACAUUUGGAAGAACAGUUCGGUUCGUCGACAAAGUUAGAGGCUGCGAAAGAUAAAAAGAAAUCCUCUAAUAACGCUGCCAUCGGAUAUAAUUAUGAAACCGAAGAGCCGAUACCCGAACCAGUAAAGACAACAGAUCCAGUUAUAUCGGAAGAGAAGGGAGAUGAUGAAGAUAGCGAUAUAGAUUUAGAUAUAUGCGUGGAUGUAUCUCAAAUAGAGCCAUCUCAGGCGCACGAGAUGAAUUUGGUAGCUCAAAAAUAUGGACUUUUAGGUGCUGAUUACUUUAGCUUUUUAACACAAGAUUUUGAAGAAGCUGAAACCUUGCGGCAAGCUCGUAAGCAAGAGGAGGAGAAAGCUAUGUACUCGGGUCGACGUUCGCGUAGAGAAAGGCGUGCUUUCAGGGAAAAGAAGAUGAUAGGUCGCGUUAUGAGUCCACCUAGCUAUGCGGCUAGGGAAAGCCCGGAGUACAAUCCUUAUAGAAAAUCCUCUUCCAAGUCGCGGUCGCGAUCGACAUCACCUGUAAAUACGGGACAGAUUACUUACAUCACAAGCUUCGGCGGGGAGGAAGAGACUCACGGUAGUACAUCACACGUAACUUCGUCGAAUUCGAGAAAAGUCAAUUAUUCGUAUCUCAGACGGCGGAGGUCGGACAGUCCUGCUUUCAACGACAGGACUGUCAGUAGAAAAAUAUCCAAGUCCAGGUCGAGAAGUUGUUCACGUUCCAUUAGUAGGAAUAAAUCGUAUAGGUCACGUGAUAGGAAACGAAGUGGAUCUAGGCUGAGAUCCAGACGAACACGCUCGAGACCUCGGAAGUAUACAAGAUCCCGCACAAGAAGUCGCUCCAGACGAUCGCGAACGCGUAGUAAAUCACGGUCGCGCUGCAGAAGCGUCAGCCGAUCCCGAUCCCGUUCAAUUUCUCGAUCGAGGUCGAGAUCUAGAUCACGCUCGCGUCUGAAGAGAUCGAGGAGUUCGUCCUCGAGCACAUCGAAAUCGAGAUCGAGGUCUAAAUCGCGUAACAGAAGCCAUUCUAGAGACAGCUAUCGGAAAAAGCGAUACUCGGUGUCGAAGUCAAGAUCCAAGUCCCGCUCGAGAUCGAAGUCUCCGUCACGAUCAAGAUCGAGAUCGAGAAGCCAAUCUAGCUGUAAGCGAGCGCGAAGCGAUGAUAACAAGACGCCAGCACUACCCAGGUAUUAUGGCCGACGUGGAAAAUCGUCAAGUCUUGAGCUGGAGCUAUCCGAUAACGAAGAAAAAUCCGGUCCAGCAGCACCGAAGACACCGAUAAAUACAAACGUGAACAAGCCAAAAGCAGGGUUAAGUACAAAUUCUGGUGGCGGACACAAAUCGUUGAAAAUCACACCCCAGGAGCGGCUUAAGAAGAAAAUGCAGGCCCUGUUAAACAGGCAGUACAAAGCUGACAAGAAGGCAGAGCAGUUGAGAAUCGAGAAGAUGGAGCAGCAGAGACAGGAUCGGGAGGACGAGAUUCGAGAAAUGUCUCUGAAACUUCGUAGAAACGACGUGAAUUCUGUUUCUUCGCUUUUCAGGCAAAGAGAACGAAGACAUCGCUAUGAGGGCCACAGUUCCGACACGCGGUCUUCCGUGUCCCGUACACCAAGUCCGAGCCGUAGUCCAAGAUCGCAUCAUGCCGUACGUCGCGAUAGACGAGACACGGACGGCGAUCGCGAGCGGGAUAGGGAAAGAGAGAGGGACAGAGAGAGGGAUCGGCGCGAUGAUCGGGAUCGGACUGAUCGGAGUAGAACAGAGUCGCGUAGGAGAUACAGAGAUUCGCCGCUUCGUUCACUGAGUCCGAGGAGCAAUCGAGGCCUAGUCGACUAUUGACUUCAGGACACACGCUUAAUCUUCCAUCCGAAUGAUUUGAAACCGAUGUUUUGAAAAUUUCUCGCUCGAAUUGCAUUCCUUAAAUCGCUGUUAAUGUCCGAAAGAAUCGCAUAACGAGGGAAAGGUAUAUAUACGGACGUGCUGCAAGAUUAUUUUCAAAUGCGUCUUGAAUUAUAUACAGCGCGACUUAAUCUGCUUUACAAUAUUAUCAAACAAAUGGAAGUAUUUGUACAUUACUUCUGUGCUCGUAUCGAUCGAAUCCGCGAUGCGAUAUGUAAGAAUUAGAAGAAUUGCGUAAAAAUAGUUAAUAUUAUCGCGAGGAUCAUGUUUACAAUUUUUAUUUCGUAACCGAAGAGCAAGGAUGAAAACACAAUACUGUUAUAUUUUAGUUUGAGUGCACUCUUUGCUAUGUAUCUCUUAUUGUUAAAUAAUUCUUCAGUAAUAAAGAUGUUUAUUUCACAGCAGGGGAAAA